AUGGCGGAGGAGCGGGAAGGGGUUAAAGGCACCGAGCUGUGCUUCCUUCUAGAGAGGCUCCCCAAAUCCCGCAUUCCCGGCCAGCCUUUGCAACUGGCGGCUCGCAGCAAAUUGGGCAAGAGGUGCGGCUUGGCCGGAGGGAAGGGGCCGCUCGAAGGCUGCAGGGAGCAGGUGCCAGGGCUGGUGGAGGAGAUGUCUGCUGAUUUCUUCACAUCAGACCUGAAUCCUCCAGAGACCCUGAAGGUGGAGUCCCCUGUGGAGAUCAAGCAGGAGGGUGACAAAGAGACCAGUUUGUUAGGUGAUGGUAAAGUCAGUGAGGAAGACAAUUGGAGUGAGCCCAAUAGGGUAUCAGUAGUUGCAGCAGAAGGAACUGUGUUACAUGGAGCAGAAGUUCGUGAACUACGAAGCAGUCAGCAGAAGCUGGAAAGUUUUGCCGAUUUCUGUCCUGUCACCAGACAAUCUCUUUUGAGAAACCAAAGUUUAAUUGAAGCAUCUUCCUGUGGGAAAGAAACAAGAGAUACUGAGGGUGGGAGAAAUGUCAGACAGAGCUCCACCUUUAGGAAGAUUAAGCCAGCCCGCAAAAAAAAGAAAAACUAUAUAUGCGCGGAAUGUGGAAAAGGCUUUGUUUCAAAUUCAGCUCUUUCUGACCAUCAGACCACCCAUACAGGUGAGAAGCCCCAUCAGUGUACAGUUUGUGGGAGAGGUUUUGGAUAUAAAGCGCUUCUUGUGAGACAUGAAAUAUCCCAUGUGGACGAAAAGCCGUACAAGUGUCUAAAGUGUGGGAAAACCUUUGGUACCAGUACCAUCCUCUCAGACCAUGUAAGAAUCCAUACAGGGGAGAAGCCCUAUACUUGCACAGAGUGUGGGAGAGACUUCAUCAAAAGAAGCCAUCUUCUGAGACAUGAGAGGACCCAUACAGGGGAGAAACUCUAUCCAUGCUCAGAGUGUGACAAAAGCUUCAUUUGUAAGACUACCCUUACCAUUCACAAGAGAAGUCAUACUGGAGAAAAACCGUACAAAUGCUCCGAAUGUGGGAAAAGCUUCAGUCAGAGAUCACAUCUGAGAACUCACAAAAGAAUCCACACUGGAGAGCGGCCACACAGCUGUUUGGAAUGUGGGAAGAACUUCCGCCAAAAGAAUGAUCUUGUUCUACAUGAGAGAACACACUCAGGUGAGAAACCCUACCAUUGCCCUGAAUGUGGGAAAAACUUCAGCCAGAGCUCGCAGCUGUAUGUACAUGGAAGAAUCCAUACUGAAGAGAAACCAUACAGAUGCUCAGAGUGUGGCAAGAAAUUUCGCUGGGAAAGUAGCCUUAAGAUACACCUGAGAAACCAUGCUGGAGAUAGACCAUAUGCCUGUUCCCUUUGUAGCAAAACCUACAGUACCUUGUCCCAUCUUGGUAGGCACAGGGAAAGCCAUGCAGAAGAGAAACCAUACAAGUGCCUGGUUUGUGGGAAAAGGUUCACACAAAAUAGUGACCUUUCUCUACACAAAAGAAUCCAUACAGGUGAGAAACCGUUCAAAUGCACAGAUUGUGGGAAAAGCUUUCGUUGGGAAGGCAGCUUUAGAAUCCACAGAAGAAUACACACGGGAGAGAAACCGUACAAGUGCUCAGAGUGUAAGAAAUGCUUUAUAUCUAACCGAGCGCUAAAAACACAUAAAGAGAUGCACAAAAUAGAGCAGUCACAUAAAUCGUCAGAUUGUAGAUGAAGAGACUAUGAGGAAUUGCAGCUGCUUAGGCAUGAGAGAACACAUGUUGGUGAGAAACCAUACAGGUGUCUGGACUCUGAAAAAAACUUUGAUAUUAAAUCUACACUCUUAACUCCACCCAGGGGUACACACUGGAGAGAAUCGUAUCAAUGGUCAGAGAUCUGUGGGAAAUGCUUCAAGCAGAGUUCAAUGUGCAGUGUGCAUGAGAAUCCAUUUUGAAAACUUUGUGUAAAGUUUUACAAAACAUAACAUAGCAAUAUCAGAAUAAACUUAAACAUAACUAAACAAUAAACAGAAACAGUGAUAGAGCACUAUACAAUUAAAUACUAAUACAGUGCUAUAACAGUAAAUUUUUUCUGGAAUCGUCUAUUUUGUCAUUUUAUCUCAAUAAAGUCCAAAAGGGACCACCUUUCUAAGA
Molecule: messenger RNA, 2128 nt
Organism: Heteronotia binoei (common prickly gecko)
Lineage: Eukaryota; Metazoa; Chordata; Lepidosauria; Squamata; Gekkonidae
Product: zinc finger protein OZF-like
Exons: 4
Coding region: 1-1710 (569 amino acids)
Biological process (GO): negative regulation of transcription by RNA polymerase II
Molecular function (GO): DNA-binding transcription repressor activity, RNA polymerase II-specific
Source: RefSeq, a predicted model, not a curated record